AUGAUCCCAGCGCUGCGAAGACCCUUGAGGUCUGUCUGGGAAGUUCCGUGCCGGAGCUUACUCUCUCUUUCGAGAAUAAGAUCGAGCACAAGGUUUGUUUCCACCGAGAUUCAGCAAAAAGACGAACAAGCUGGGGAGUCCAUUACUGCAACGGACACAGGUGUGAUACACAAAACAGAAGAAGAAACUCUAGUAUAUUUCGACAAUGUGUACCCUCGAGCAACCUCUUUAUGGAGUCCCACUCAAUGGUAUAACAUCUUGCUCACGAAUCAGUCGCGCGACGCUGUACGUUCGAAAAUCAUGGAAUACGCCAGUCCCAAAAGCAACCCAAUACACGGCUUAGAGUUAAGAUCCAGCAUCCCAGUUAAGCGGGAUGGAGGCGUUUUCGCGACGUUUUUAGUCCCUCCUAGAUAUUCCAUAGCUGAAGUCAACUCGAUGAUCCAAAAAAAUACGGCUGAGGAGUCAUCGAUGAGUUUCCUUUCUUUCAUUACAAAGGCCGCUGCUUUCCCAGUCAAGGGUACCCCAUGGAUCGAAGAUUUACGGCGGCUGCCUAGCACAGUUAUCAAGAUAAAAUUCGAAGGUCAACCGCUCUCGGAGGAAGAGAUCUACUCUCUGUUCAGAAGGUACGGUACAAUCGUUGACAUUUUCCCUCCUAAAAAGGGUGAAAACAUAGCAACUCUGCGUUAUCGCUCGUUCCGUGGUGCAAUCUGUGCCAAAAACUGUGUCACCGGAAUGGAGGUCCACAACCAUGUAAUUCAUGUCCAGUACGAACGCCCUGCUAAUGAACACAUGUUCAGAGACUUUUUUCUGAAUCACACAAGGAUUGCGGUGCCAUUGAUAAUUGCUCUACUGUCGAUUGCUGCCGUUCUUGUAUUUGAUCCGAUUCGUGAAUUUUCCAUUGAACAGAAAAUCACCCACCAGUUUUCACUCUCCAGGGACAACUAUUUUGUAAAAAGCUUUUUCAAAUUCACUUCCUACACUGUCUCUUCGUUCAAGAGCCUGUUGGGAACCGAAAAUGUGCAAACCAACCAGAAACAACUAUGGGAAGAGCGCAUAGAGAAAGUGAGCGACCUAAGAAUGUGGUUGGAGGAAAACAACAACACUUUUGUCAUCGUCAGAGGUCCAAGAGGUUCAGGAAAGCACGAUCUUGUUGUGCAACACACACUUCACGAUAGACCAAAUGUCCUCUACAUAGACUGCGACAAGCUGACUAAAUCUAGAACUGACUCCAAGUUUUUGAUGAAUGCUGCUGCUGAAAUAGGUUACUUCCCUAUUUUUCCAUGGAUCAAUUCAUUGACCAAUGUCAUUGACUUGGCAGUUCAAGGCCUAACGGGGCAAAAGACAGGACUAUCAGAAAGCAAAGAAACUCAAUUUAGAAACAUGUUGACGACAGCUCUUAUGUCAAUCAGACAAGUUGCUCUAAAAGGGUACCACCCAAUGAUUGGAAGCGGUGAUGAUGCCAUCAGCGUCAAGGAAGAAGAUUAUCUACAGCAACAUCCUGAGAGGAAACCCGUGAUUGUAAUCGAUCGUUUUAGUGAUAAAGCUGAAAUGAACAGUUUUGCGUUCGAAGAGUUAUCGGAUUGGGCAGCAAUGCUUGUGCAAAUGAAUAUCGCCCACGUAAUCUUUUUGACGGAAACUGUUGCGCCCAACCAGCUUCUCUCCGAGUCUUUACCCAAUCAAGUCUUCAAGACACUGGCUUUGUCGGACGCUUCGAAGAAAUCCGCCCGCUCUUAUGUUCUAGCUUCGUUGGAACAUACAGACCUUGUCGAUGACGAGAAGCAAUCUCAACCCGUGGAUCUUUCUGAGGAAACGAUGCAUGAGAUAGACACAUCACUCGAACCUCUUGGUGGUAGAAUGCUUGACUUGCAAGCAUUUGUCAGAAGAGUCAAAUCAGGAGAAAAUCCAAAAGAAGCGCUGGACAAAAUGGUCGAGCAAGCACUGGAGCAAAUCACUCAAAUUUUUCUUGCGGAGAACGUCGACCAAAUCCGGAGCGCCCAAGCCUGGGAAUUAAUUGAAAUGCUCAGUAAGCAACCUGUGGUACCUUUCAAAAGCAUCGUCUUCAGACCCUUAUUCAAAAGUGCACCGGAGGCAGGACUUUUGGAAUUGGAGAAGAAUGGACUCAUUACUGUCUCAAGAGAUAGAGGCGUGCUUAAAGACAUCCGACCCGCGAAGCCUCUUUAUAGGGCUGCUUUUGAGUAUCUUUUGAAGAGCAAUGAGAUUGCAACUGUUUUGGAAACAGGUUAUCUGUUAAAAGUGAUCAAUUUUGAAACCAAACGUAUCCAGAAAUGGGAGGAAGAACUGAGAUCUUUGGGUAAAGUUACAGAUACAAAGCUUUUCAAGAGCAGGUUGACUUAUUUAGCGAACAAAAUUGAUGCUAGCAGCGAUAGCAUCAACAGUUGCGAGGAAAAGAUCAAACAGCUGUCCAAGGCAGCUGAAUCCAAGUGA
Lachancea lanzarotensis is the source of this 2445-nucleotide messenger RNA. It is a transcript of the gene YME2, whose product is annotated as LALA0S16e00276g1_1. Gene Ontology annotation, molecular function: RNA binding. Gene Ontology annotation, cellular component: mitochondrial inner membrane. The coding region runs from base 1 to 2445 and encodes 814 amino acids. NCBI's taxonomy places the organism in Eukaryota, Fungi, Ascomycota, Saccharomycetes, Saccharomycetales, Saccharomycetaceae. The transcript has a single exon. The record is from RefSeq and is a predicted model, not a curated record.